CUUUCGAUAUUAGUGAUGAAGACGGGAUCUGAAUUUUAAAAUAACAAGUGGCCGAUGACGGGGUGUCGCUAUUUUUUUAUUAUUAUAAUUAUUUCUUGUAUUCUAUGACGAUUAAUACUUUUAAACAGGGUUAACAACUUUAGCAGAAUGGCAGAAUUACUAUUGGAUCCAAAUAUACGCGUUUGGGUAUUCCUUCCCAUUGUCGUGAUCACUUUUUUGGUUGGGAUUGUGAGGCAUUAUGUUUCAAUCAUUUUAUCAUCACAGAAGAAGAUUGAGCUUAUCCAAGUUCAAGAUAGUCAGGUGAUGAUUCGCGCUCGUCUGCUGCGCGAGAAUGGCAAGUACCUGCCGCGGUCGUCUUUCGCGAUGCGCCGCCACUGGUUCAACAAUGAGGAGACUGGAUAUUUCAAGGUGCAGAAGCGUGCCGCUGCUUCACAGAACCCCAUGACCGACCCGGGUAUGAUGACGGACAUGCUGAAAGGGAACGUGACUAACGUGCUGCCCAUGAUUGUCAUCGGAGGCUGGAUCAACUGGAUGUUCAGCGGCUUCCUCACAACCAAAGUCCCGUUCCCCCUGACUCUCCGCUUCAAGCCGAUGCUGCAGCGAGGAGUCGAACUCGCGCACCUGGACGCCGCCUGGGUGUCGUCUGCCUCCUGGUAUUUCCUCAACGUGUUCGGGCUGCGCACCAUCUACGCCCUCGUGCUCGGAGAGAAUAAUGCGGCGGACCAGUCGAAGAUAAUGCAGGAGCAGAUGUCGGGGGCUGCGAUGGCGAUGCCGCCGGACCCGAAGGCGGCGUUCAAGGCGGAGUGGGAGGCGCUCGAGAUCACCGAGCACAAGUGGGCGCUCGCCACCGUCGAACAGGACGUACUCGCCAUGGAGAAAACUACGUGAAUAUAUAGUUUACCGGGUACUGACUAAAACAAACGUGUCGUUGCCUUAUAGUGAACACCGUAUAAUGUACCCGCUUUAGGACUAGCCAGUUGCAGAAAGGUUUCUUUAAAUUGGACAUUAGUUAAUUGGUCACAAAAUGCCAAUGUUGCCAAUGUUUUCCGCAAAUAAAUGAUGAUUGAUUGAUUGAUGUUUUAUGCAACAAUAUAAUGGUCCAUUAGUAUUUAAAGACGGCUUUAAAAUUGAAAGAGCGUUUCUGCAACUGACUGUCUGUCGCACUAACAUAUUUGACAUUAAGUGAGACUUACAGUGCAAUUUGUCAAAAAAAUCAUGUGACAUGGUACCGAAGUGUACGCAUAUUGAUCCUCGUGAACGGUCACCUAAUCUGUGACGUAAGCGCGCAGAACCUCCCGAUAGACACGCUAGUUUCAAGCAAAACACUAGUCACAAAUUUGUGGUUGCAACAUACAUACAUAAACUCACGCCUAUUUUCCACCGGGGUAUCAGAGACUAUGGACUUCCAUUUGCUACGAUCCUGACCAGCGUCGCCAGACGUCCCGAAUUUGGCGGGACGUCCCGAUUUCUAAAUCAAAAUUUAAUGUCGCGCUUUUCGGGAAAACUCGACCGUGCGUGCAACGUACUGAGAAAGCGCGGGCGAAUGGCACAGACAAGUUUGGACUGGCCGUCUGGCCGGCGGUAGGGUAAAUCUGAUUAAAAAUAUCAUAUUUUAUUAAAAUACAUUUGCUAUCUAUUGUCACGUAAACGUAAUUUGAACUCAAAUUAAACGAUAAAUAUUCAAAAACUUUUUAUUAUAUAAUUUUUUUUAUGUCCCGCUUUCGACGAAAGAAUCCCGCUUUUUUCACUCAAAAAGUUCCAAAAAAAAAUCUGGCAACGCUGAUCUUGACGCACGUUGGUUCAGAGUAGAUCGUACUGAACCUUUUCUAAGGACUCGUCCAAUUUGAAGAAAAUAAUGUUUUUUUUUUGUGGUUUUCACUAUAAGGUGACGGUAUAAUGGGCAUAUGAUCGACCUUGAGCCUCGGAGGUCACUUCCCCACGUGUCCCCUGGGUCGUUCUAGAGUCUGUGGAAGUUAGUACCCGCACUAUUACAAUAAGUAGCAAAUAUAAGCAUUGAACAGUGCAAUACUUCUUUGUGUCUCGGUGUAUGGUUAUGUUAUGACGAUGUGUUAUGUAUGUUCUCAGAACGAGUGUCUAACUCCUAUUUAUUUGAAGACUAAGUAAAACUGUUACUUUACGUUA
Messenger RNA from Pectinophora gossypiella (pink bollworm), 2142 nucleotides. RefSeq names its product ER membrane protein complex subunit 3 (gene EMC3). The transcript has 5 exons. Bases 148 to 888 code for a protein of 246 amino acids. NCBI's taxonomy places the organism in Eukaryota, Metazoa, Arthropoda, Insecta, Lepidoptera, Gelechiidae. Gene Ontology annotation, biological process: protein folding in endoplasmic reticulum. Gene Ontology annotation, cellular component: EMC complex; membrane. The record is from RefSeq and is a predicted model, not a curated record.